Molecule: messenger RNA, 474 nt
Organism: Macrosiphum euphorbiae (potato aphid)
Lineage: Eukaryota; Metazoa; Arthropoda; Insecta; Hemiptera; Aphididae
Source: the annotation of a GenBank genome assembly
AUGUUAUAUAUUAUAAACACUCGUCUGACGCGAAAAACUUUGCACGAUCGUUUUCGCAGGGUCAAGUUGAUCGAGUGCUCGGCCAAGGACAACUUGAACGUGCGCGAUCUGUUCAAGUGCUUGCUGGUGCUGUCCCGGAAGAUGAACGGGCCGGAAGACCAGGCGGCGUGCCCUCUGAAGCGCCGGUCCAGCGCGUACGUCAGCCACACCAAGUCGUCGAGGCGCGCCGCGGAGAACGCGGGAGGAGCCGCCACGACUUCCGGUCCGGCGGGAGGCGCUUCCGGUCACGGCCGCGACGAGCACCAGCUCCAGCAGCAACAGCAGCAGCAGCAACAGGAACGGGCGAAACCGCGCAGCCGCAGUCUGAUCAGACGGUGCAGCCGGAAGGCCAAACAACAGAUCAGGGACACGACCACCGGUGGAGGUGGAGGUGGGGGUAACGGUGGCGGUGUGGACGACUGCAACGUCAGCUAA